AUGGCUGGCGGACACUCAACAUACUACGAUCGCCGGUAUCGCCAGGGCCCGGCGCUUAUUCGCGCGCGCCGACCCUACUUGUUCAAGAAUGCAUUGACCGGCCUGGGUCUUCUUGCCGUCGUGGGGGGCAUAUAUUGGUAUACUCUAAAGGCUGUCGGACAAGACGAUUUUGACGAUGUUAAGGUCCCCGAUGCGCCGCAAAGGCCCGUACCCGCAAAAUAG
Messenger RNA from Metarhizium acridum CQMa 102, 222 nucleotides. RefSeq lists its product as uncharacterized. Lineage: Eukaryota; Fungi; Ascomycota; Sordariomycetes; Hypocreales; Clavicipitaceae. The record is from RefSeq and is a predicted model, not a curated record. Gene Ontology annotation, cellular component: mitochondrial inner membrane. Gene Ontology annotation, biological process: mitochondrial respiratory chain complex IV assembly.